Molecule: messenger RNA, 1244 nt
Organism: Neomonachus schauinslandi (Hawaiian monk seal)
Lineage: Eukaryota; Metazoa; Chordata; Mammalia; Carnivora; Phocidae
Gene: ZNF550
Product: zinc finger protein 550
Exons: 4
Coding region: 1-1242 (413 amino acids)
Biological process (GO): regulation of transcription by RNA polymerase II
Molecular function (GO): RNA polymerase II cis-regulatory region sequence-specific DNA binding; DNA-binding transcription factor activity, RNA polymerase II-specific
Source: RefSeq, a predicted model, not a curated record
AUGGCGCCGCCCGUGGACCCGGCGCAGGUUUUGGUUACCUUCAAGGAUGUGGCCGUGACCUUCACCCAGGAAGAGUGGGGACAGCUGGACCUGGACCAGAGGGCCCUGUACCAGGAAGUGAUGCUGGAGACUUGUGGGCUUCUGGUCUCACUGGGGCAUCCGAUUCCCAAACCAGAGUUGACCCAUCUACUGGAGCACGGGCGGGAGCUAUGGACAGGAAAGAGAGGCCUCUUCCGUAGCACCUGCUCAGGUGACAGUGCAAAACUUCAGACCAGGGACCCAAGCACUUCUCAGCUGGUUUUGUCUGAGGGAGCCUUGCUCCAGGGAAGCCUGACUCAGGGAUCUUCAAGGGACUCCAGGUUGGCGCACACCAGGGAUUGGGAAGGGCUUUUGGAAAUGCAGAAAGGUCAACUGAAGCCUGGGACAGAUGCUCAAAAGGAGACCCAUCUUGGGAGAAUGAGCCUUGAAGAUGAUGGUUUGGGGACAGAUGAUAGUCUGCACUCUCAGGGACACGUUCUCCGUGAAUGUGACCCACAGGGACCAGGUAAAGGCCGCAUGAUUCAUGCAGGGAAUAAUCUCUACAAAUGCAAGCAGUGUGGGAAAGGUUUUAGCCGGAAGUGGUACCUUGUUCGACAUCAGCGGGUUCACACUGGAAUGAAGCCCUAUGAAUGCAAUGCGUGUGGGAAAGCCUUUAGCCAGAGCUCAACCCUUAUUCGGCACUACCUCAUUCACACCGGGGAGAAACCAUACAAGUGCAUGGAGUGUGGGAAGGCCUUCAAACGCAGGUCCUACCUCAUGCAGCACCAUCCGAUUCACACCGGAGAGAAGCCCUACGAGUGUAGUAAGUGUCGAAAGGCCUUCACCCACCGCUCUACUUUUAUUCGGCAUAACAGGACCCACACCGGAGAAAAGCCCUUUGAGUGCAAAGAAUGUGAGAAAUCAUUCAGCAACAGAGCACACCUGAUUCAGCACUACAUCAUCCACACUGGAGAGAAGCCCUACGAGUGCAUGGAGUGUGGGAAGGCCUUCCGAUGCAGCUCAGAACUCAUGCAGCACCAGCGGGUUCACACUGGGGAGAAGCCCUAUGAGUGUGCCCAGUGUGGGAAAGCCUUUCAUCGGAGCACGUACCUCAUUCAGCACUCCAUCAUCCACACGGGGGAGACGCCAUACAAGUGUCUGGAGUGUGGGAAGGCCUUCAAACGCAGGUCACACCUCCUGCAGCACCAGCGGGUUCAUACUUGAGA